AUGUAUCACAUAACUAACCAACUAAAUAUUUUGAAUAAGGAAACAAACAUUGGAACUGUUCAAUCUAACGCAGUCCCGCUGGCAGGUGGUGUUCCAGUUUUCCAUGCUCCAAAUGAAGCUAGAGGUAGAUCCAACAGAGAGCACAGUCCAGAGGGAUCUCGUCUGAAGGGGGUCCUAAAAAGUCACCAACCUGCAGGAUUUUUUCUCACAGCUACCUCCUGUUUCCACUGCAACCAGAACACUUUUGCAGCCACAUCUCAACAAAUUGAUUUGGACAGGCGCUGUCUGGAGGAAUUCCCUUAUCUGGACUCCAUGGAAGAAGUGCAACUUCUCUAUCUGCAGCACAACCUGAUUACAAAGAUCCAACACGUGUCGCAUCUGAAGCGGCUCGUCCUCCUGGACUUACAUGACAACCACAUCUGUGAUAUGACGGGACUGGAACAUCUGAGCUCUCUCAGGAUUCUCAUGCUGGGGAAGAACAGAAUCCAAAAAAUUGGCUGCUUGGAAAGUUUAUCUAAACUGAACAUUCUGGAUUUGCAUGACAAUCAGAUCAGCAAGAUGGAAAAUAUUUCUCACCUGCAUGAGCUUCAGGUUCUUAACCUGUCGGGAAAUCAAAUCUCCAGAGUGGAAAACCUGCAGGGCCUCAGCUCCUUGAUUGAACUCCACCUACAGAACAACAGCAUCUCUGUGGUGACCGAGGUGGACCGCCUACCCGGCUUGCAGCGUCUCUUCCUCCGCUGCAACAACAUCCUCAGUUUUGAUCAGCUAGCCUGCCUUGGAGAGUCUCACUCCCUUUCUGAGCUCACCCUGGAUGGGAAUCCUGUAGCCCUGGAGACAUGGUACAAGCACGCCGUCCUGCGCUGUGUGCUUCACCUGAGACAGCUGGACAUGAAGCGCAUCACAGACGAGGAUCGGCGCAUGGCAGGUGUAUUGACACGAAAAGAGGAAGAAAAGAAGAAGGAGAGUCAAAAGCAGACCAUUCAUAAGGAGAAGCGGCGUCUAGCGAUCCGUAAUGCAGCCCAGCAGUGGGAGGGCGUCAAGGCCUGCUUGGAGCCGCCUCCAACAAACGGCUCCAAGGAGGAAGCUAGUCCAGAGAACAGCCCCACUCACAGCCCCGCACAGACCAAUGGCCUUGGACAGGAGACUUCUCCAGAGGAACCAAGACGUGUAAGUCCAGGUUCAGGACCAGAACGUCCAUCGGGGAUAACAGAGAACAGGCUCCGCACCAACAGCCGUCCUAACAGCCCUCGAGAUCCAAAACUUGUGGAGACAGGGAGUGGCAGCGUUCAGAGCUUGUCGUUGUCUGACAGUCACCUGGCAGAGCUUGAUGGAGACACCCUGCGUUUAUUUGGACUUGGAGCCCUGGAGGCCCUGGAGAGGGGCUGGGGUGUUCAGACUGCUGGUGCCGUCACCGUCAUCGCCUUCCGCUUCAUUAACUUCGACGCCAUCGUUCCCACACUGCCGAGGAUUAGAGUCAAGUUCCCCAAUCUAUCGCACCUGAUAUUCCUGGAGACCAACAUCAGCCGUCUCCCCCAGCUUGCUGCUCUGGCUCAGGUGAGGCGUCUGGACCAACUGACCAUUCAUCCAGAAGGCAACCCCGUGGUCAGCCUUAGUUUGUGGCGCUCAUUUGUGGUCUAUCGACUCCACCACUUCAACCUUCAGAAGAUCAAUGGCCUGGAGGUGACCAUGAACGAUGUGAUUGCUGCAGAGCGGGUGUUUGGGACAUUGGGUCACAUAGCAGCCACUGAAACUCCACGCUGCCGCCUCCUAUUGCUGCUGGAAGAGUCCAGGAAAAGGCAGCUGCAGUUCCUGUUGGAGGGGCGCGGCCGGCGAGCAGGGCUGAGUCCAGAGGAGCUGAGGGAUAAUGGAAGGCUGCUGGGUGAAGGCCUGAGCAGAGCGCUCUUUAACUAUCCAAGCAGAGACUGUAAUGCAGAGAGUCCUGAGCCCAUUUCAUCACAGGAAGUCACCGUGGAGUCCUCUGAGCGUGCCGCCUUCAUAGAGCAGUACCUCCAGGAGCUGGUUAAAAGAGCAUCAGACACCAAUCUAAAGGGGGAGGCUUUACACAAGCUCUGGCCGUCCAUGUUUGCGGAGAUGGUGAGGGACUGCGUGUUGGAAAUGAGGGACAGGGAGGCCUUCCGCAGGGCCAGUCUAGCAAAGCUCACAGAGAUCCAGUAAAACGGACCAAAGGUUCACCUUGACAUUCUCCAAGACCAAAUGCGGACAUCGCUACCCGCUGCUUUUACCGCCAUUUCAAAUCCGCCUCUAAGCACCUCAUCCCAUUUUAAUUUAUCAGUUAUUAGUCAGAGUUCUUCUCAGAGAAUGAUUUAGACUAAUGCAGAUCAUCUUGACUGAAUGUAGAUCCUCACUGAUUCCAUUCUCCAGAGUAUGGAGCCGUAUCACGCCUAAGGAAGGUCAAAAGGACUUACUGUCACCGUCCUCUGCAGAAAAUGAAGAAUUUUUCUUCUAAUCCACCUCAUGCCCCAUUUUCUCCCACCUGCCUGACAUGAAGAAAGGACACAAAGACAUGUUCUUUUUUUGUUUACAACUGACUUUCUGUAUUAUACUUAGUAUUAAAAUAAUCUGCAUUAGCUCAGA
This is a messenger RNA of Cyprinodon tularosa, 2595 nucleotides long. Its product is annotated as leucine-rich repeat-containing protein 49. The record is from RefSeq and is a predicted model, not a curated record. The coding region runs from base 1 to 2175 and encodes 724 amino acids. Gene Ontology annotation, molecular function: protein binding. The transcript has 17 exons. NCBI's taxonomy places the organism in Eukaryota, Metazoa, Chordata, Actinopteri, Cyprinodontiformes, Cyprinodontidae.